AUGCCGAGAAUUCAUGGAAAGAUCAAGGACCUGUCACGCUUUGAUGCAAACUUCUUCAAUACGUACCCGAAGCAGGCUCAUGUGACCGAUCCACAGUUGCGGCUGCUACUGGAGACGUCGUACGAGGCGAUACUGGAUUCCGGUUACGACCCGGAGUCGUUUCGGAAGCGCAAAGUUGGUGUCUUUAUCGGGAACUCGGUCGCUGAGUCGGGCGAGGCAUUUAAGCUAGACACUGACAAAGGGGACGCUUAUACCAUUCUGGGAUGCCACAGGGCUAUGUUCUCCAACAGGAUUUCAUACUCUCUAGACCUUCAAGGACCCAGCAUGACUAUUGACACGGCCUGCUCGUCGACGAUGGCAGCCCUGACCGAAGCCCUGCUGUCGAUUCGAUCUGGAAGCUGCGAGGCAGCCAUCGUGGGAGGAGCCAGCAUAACCCUCGAUCCAUACUACAUGAAAAACUUCCAGGCAUUGGGCGUGCUCUCAAGUGACGGCAAGUGCAGGCCAUUUGAUAUAAGUGGUGAUGGCUACGUUCGAAGUGAAGCUGUCGGCGCAUUCUUUCUUCAGAAAUUCUCUGGGGCCCGGCGUGUAUAUGCCCGGGUGGUCAACGCCAACAUGAAUUCCGAUGGUUACAAGGAACUGGGUGUGCCGUUUCCUUCGUCUGUUGGGCAUGAGAAACUUCUACGUGACACAUACGCGGAGGCCAAUGUGGACCCUGCAAAAGUAGUUUAUGUCGAGGCGCAUGGCACUGGGACCAGGGUUGGCGGUACCCAGGAGUUGGAAGCCCUCAGCAACGUUCUGUGCACACCAGAGCGUGAGCGACCGCUCUUGAUUGGAUCUGUCAAAAGCAAUGUGGGACACGCCGAGAGCGCUUCCGAAGAGCCAACCAAUGUAAUCGCCUUGGCUAUCCUUACAGAUAUGUCUUAUGUCCGCUACACAGUAUCGAACCUGCAAGACAAGCCCCAACGCUGUGGCCUAGUGGUUAAGGUACUCGGCUGCUGA
This is a messenger RNA of Rhipicephalus microplus (southern cattle tick), 999 nucleotides long. RefSeq names its product fatty acid synthase. Gene Ontology annotation, molecular function: fatty acid synthase activity; oxidoreductase activity; phosphopantetheine binding. NCBI's taxonomy places the organism in Eukaryota, Metazoa, Arthropoda, Arachnida, Ixodida, Ixodidae. Gene Ontology annotation, biological process: fatty acid biosynthetic process. The record is from RefSeq and is a predicted model, not a curated record.